Messenger RNA from Camellia sinensis, 1822 nucleotides. The record is from RefSeq and is a predicted model, not a curated record. NCBI's taxonomy places the organism in Eukaryota, Viridiplantae, Streptophyta, Magnoliopsida, Ericales, Theaceae.
GGGGCUUUGUUACAUAAGUUUUGGUGACUUUGGUGACAUAGUUUUCAAGUUUUGUGGUGAUCUGUGACCAUUACCAACCAACAAAAUCUCCCUUUAUCAAUAAGCUCUUCAACCCACAGGCAUUCCUUGCUUGUUGAAAUUACAAUGACUAGUUACAGUCUUGGUGUACUCCUCUUUCUUGUACUCUUAAGCUUUUCUCUUGAGAGUCAGCAGCUUCAUGGGCAUUCAUUCAAGUUAUCAUCAGAGGAAACAGGAUCUCAUCAUGUUGGUACGAAGGGAACUAGAUGGGCAGUUUUGGUUGCAGGCUCAAAUGGUUACGAGAAUUAUAGGCAUCAGGCUGAUGUAUGUCAUGCCUAUCAAUUACUGAGGAAAGGUGGAUUGAAAGAUGAAAAUAUUAUUGUUUUCAUGUACGACGACAUUGCAUUCAAUGUACAGAACCCUAGGCCUGGUAUCAUCAUAAAUAGGCCACAAGGUGAAGAUGUUUAUGAAGGAGUACCCAAGGAUUAUACUGGACAUAAUGCAAAUGUCCAUAACCUUUAUGCUGUUAUACUUGCGAACAAAACUGCUCUUACAGGAGGUAGUGGCAAGGUUUUGGAUAGUGGUCCAGAGGAUCAUAUUUUCAUAUAUUAUACUGAUCAUGGCGGUCCCGGGGUGCUUGAGAUGCCUUAUGAUGAUUAUGUUUAUGCUAAUGAUCUCAUUGAUGUAUUGAAGAAAAAGCACGAGUCCAAUACCUUCAAAAGCAUGGUAUUCUAUCUUGAAGCCUGUGAAUCUGGGAGCAUGUUUGAGGGCCUUCUUCCUGAAGGAUUAAACAUAUAUGCAACCACAGCAGCCAAUGCAGUAGAGAACAGUUUUGUAACUUAUUGUCCCGAUGACUAUCCUUAUGUUGCCCCAGAAUAUGACACUUGCUUAGGUGACUUGUAUAGUGUUUCUUGGAUGGAAGACAGUGACAAGCAUGAUUUGCGUACUGAAACUCUGGAGCAACAAUAUGAAGUGGUGAGGAGGAGGACAUCAAAUGAGUAUCCAGAAAACGGCUCCCAUGUCAUGCAGUAUGGAAAUUUGAGCCUUAGAAAGAACUCUCUGUACGAUUAUUUGGGUACAAAUCCUGCAAAUGAGAACUAUACUUUUAUGAGACGCGAUUCCUCGAUAUCAAUUUCAAAGCCUGUUAGCCAACAUGACGCUGACCUCCUUCAUUUUUGGCACAAGUUCCGCAAAGCUCCUAAAGGCUCUGAAAAGAAACUUGAGGCUCAGAAGCAAUUAAUUGAUGAGUUAAAUCAAAGGUUGCACAUAGACCAUAUUAUGAUGUUUAUUGGGAAGCUUCUGUUCGAAUCUGAAAAUGGGCUGCUGAUACUGGAAACUGUUAGACCUGCAGGACAACCUCUUGUAGAUGACUGGAACUGCUUGAAGACACUUGUGAGGACUUAUGAGGAACAUUGUGGAUCUCUGUCAAGGUAUGGAAUGACGUACAUGCGUGCCAUUGCUAACAUGUGCAAUGCUGGGGUGAAGAUGGAGCAGAUGGCCAUGGCAUCAGCUCAAGCUUGCAUGGGGACCAGCCUGAUUCAUGCAGCUCCCUCUGCAAUGAAUUAAAUUAAGAGUCCUACUACAUCAACUAUAUCUCUUUAAUGUUCUUUGAACAGUCUGCGUGCAUAAAAAAUGAAUUGUGAAGGCUAUUUGCUUAGCUGUUUGAUGAUUUCUACCAUGGAUGAAUCUUUGAUUUAUGAAUAUUAUUAUCAGCUUAAAUAAACAGCAUGUUCAGAUUUGGUUGGUGUGAAUGUUAGAAUUGGUGAACACUUUGCAGAUUGAGGAGUUGCCAUUAAAUUGUUAC